AUGAAGAAGGGUUAUACUCCCCUAACAACCCCUGAAAUUGUUUAUUCUAUAGAUGGAACUGACCAAUGUCUCAUUGGUACCGCUGAAAUCCCCUUAGGAGGAAUCCACAUGGACUCUAUUCUUCUUAAAUCAGCAUUACCUUUAAAAUAUAUAGCAUUCUCUCAUUGCUUCCGUACUGAAGCGGGUGCAGCUGGCGCCGCCACCAAAGGUCUUUACCGCGUUCAUCAGUUCAGCAAAGCAGAGAUAACACUGGAUAUGGCCACAGCGGAUUUAGGCGCUCCUGCUUACCGUAAGUUUGAUAUCGAAGCAUGGAUGCCUGGUUUUGGACGGUUUGGCGAGAUAUCAAGCGCAUCGAACUGCACGGAUUACCAAAGCCGGAGACUGGGAAUACGAUAUCGCCCAUCUGAAUCACUUCAGACGGGUCCUAAGAAAGGCAAAGCGAACCCUCCAGCUACUAAGUUUGUGCACACUCUAAACGCAACGGCGUGUGCGGUCCCGAAGAUGAUGGUGUGUUUGCUGGAAAAUUACCAGCAAGAAGAUGGAUCCGUGGUGAUCCCAGAGCCUCUUAGGCCUUUCAUGGGAGAUAUCGAUCUCAUCAAACCGAAGCUCAAGUAG
Camelina sativa (false flax) is the source of this 615-nucleotide messenger RNA. The record is from RefSeq and is a predicted model, not a curated record. NCBI's taxonomy places the organism in Eukaryota, Viridiplantae, Streptophyta, Magnoliopsida, Brassicales, Brassicaceae.